GAGGGGGACAUAUGGAACUAUAUUUUUGUCCAGUCAAAUUUUGUCACAUUUAUGCAGUAGGAAAAUCGAUUCUAUUAAGAUAAAUAUCGGAUGAUUUAGAUUUUAAAUGUGUAUUUUAAUUGAUUUACCCAAAUAAAGUAUAUGUCAGUCAUUUUUUUUAUCCUGUUAUGAGUAUUCUCUAAUACAUCAGGUCAGAAAUUAACCUCUUGAUAAUGUGACUAUUGUUAAUUUAAUGUUUUUGCAUACGGUGGAGCCUGAACAUGGAACUUUUUGUUAAAUAAAUUGUUUCUACAUAGUGUAUUAGUCUGUUUCUGUCUGAUUUUUCAUUAAUUAAUUGCUUAAAAGAGUGGAAAAGCAAACUAGACAAAUCCAAGUCCAGAAGAAUUUACUUAGGUGGCAUGAAGCUAAUGAAUGUGAAAGCAAAUUGGUAGCAGAUACGGAAACAAGAUAUAUGAAAUUAUAGCCUCAAAAAAGAAAAAGCUAACCAUAACAACUAACCAGUAAUUAAGCGGCGAUAUCCCGCCACGUCCACAACAGUGCCUUCGCGAUUGCUGACGUGUACCCCUGCAAUGACCAUUCACCUGACGAGCCAGUUACAACUUGCAACAACAACAAUAAGUACAAAGAAACAAGAGCAGUGUCAUAGAUUUCUGUCUUCAAGUUGGCAUCCCAAACCUUAACCAUCCUUUGACCUGCUAACUGUACUGUACACCCAUAUGAUGGGAGUGUCCGCCGGCGAUGACGACGUCGUUCAAAUCCAGCAACCCACGAAGCCCUCCGACCCUUUCAUCAUCACUGUCAAUUGCCCCGACAAGACCGGCCUCGCCUGCGACAUCUGCAGAAUCAUUCUCGAUUUCGGUCUCAGCAUUACCAAAGGAGACGUUUCAACCGAUGGCGUGUGGUGCUACAUUGUGUUGUGGGUCAUUCCGCACUCCGUCUUGCUUCCUCUGACUUGUUCUUAUCUGAAAGACCGGCUUCAGGGAAUUUGCCCACCUUGUUUGGCCUCCUUUUAUCCCAUCCAACAACCUUCCACGUCUUCUCCUCUCUAUCUAUUGAAGUUUUGUUGCCUUGAUCGAAAGGGAUUGUUACACGAUGUAACAAAAGUUCUCUCAGAGCUUGAACUUGCGAUUCAAAAGGUGAAAGUGACCACGACUCCUGAUGCCAGAGUCUUGGACCUCUUUUUCAUAACAGAUAACAAGGAACUUUUACACACAAAAAACCGACAAGAUGAGACAUGUGAAAGAUUGAAUGAUGUUCUACGAGACUCCUGUAUCAGCUGUGAACUUCAAUUGGCAGGUCCAGAGUAUGAAUGCAAUCAGGGCAUCUCUUCUUUGUCUCCUGCGUUAGCUGAGGAGCUAUUUCGAUGUGAGUUAUCAGAUAAUGAAGUUCGUUCUCAAGCUCUUAGCCCUGACAUGACAAAGUUGAAGAAAACCAAUGUAACACUAGACAAUUCCUUAAGCCCAGCUCACACGCUAAUUCAAAUACGAUGUGCUGAUCACAAGGGUCUUCUUUAUGAUAUUAUGAGAACUUUGAAGGACAUGAAUAUGAAGAUUUCAUAUGGACGAUUUUCACCCAAUACCACGGGGUAUCGUGAUUUGGAUAUAUUUAUUCAGCAGAAAGAUGGGAAAAAGAUAUUGGAUCCGGAGAAGCAGAAUGCACUCUGCUCUCGUUUGAAACUGGAAAUGCUUCAUCCAUUGAGAGUAAUCAUUGCAAACCGAGGACCAGAUACUGAACUGUUGGUUGCUAAUCCAGUUGAGCUAUCUGGAAAGGGGAGACCGCGAGUUUUUUAUGAUGUCACAUUUGCUCUCAAAACACUUGGAAUUUGCGUUUUCUCGGCUGAAGUAGGAAGGCAUUCAACUUCAGAGCGUGAAUGGGAAGUGUACAGAUUUCUCUUGGAUGAGAACUGUGAGUUUCAAUUAACAGGUGGUACUGCUAGAAAUAAGAUUGUAAAUAAGGUUAGAAGAACCUUAAUGGGUUGGUAAGUAGUAUUUUUGAUAAUAUUUGUUAUGGAGCAUUCGGUGUUGCAAUGUGUGUCAUGUACCAUUGAUUGUCUUAUAAUUAUUAUUGAUAUGUUGAUCUUUGGUAGUUCGCUUUGUAAUUCCACUUGCCUGUGUUUGAUCUUCUUGGUGACUUGGUGUUCUUCGAAUUACGAUUAUCAUAAAACCUAGUUACGGGUUUUAAGAUAAGAAGAUGCCUAAGUUCCAGUUGUAACGUUGUAAAAUAAAAUCAGGGAAAUACUAUUAGGGUCAGUCUAGU
Molecule: messenger RNA, 2256 nt
Organism: Cajanus cajan (pigeon pea)
Lineage: Eukaryota; Viridiplantae; Streptophyta; Magnoliopsida; Fabales; Fabaceae
Product: ACT domain-containing protein ACR9
Source: RefSeq, a predicted model, not a curated record